GCUUCUCAACACCAAGUCGCCGACCAUCGACCUGCAUGCGGCUGACAAGGUCAAGCGGUGGCCCACGUGCGUGCCACUCGACGACAUCCCGUCUCUACUACUUGAGGUUGAGGAAGCGGUACGGGAAAUGGCCAACAGAAAGGCCGUCGGGCCGGACGACCUACCGGCUGAGCUGAUCAAGCUUUUCCUGGACGGAGAUCAAGGUCUCCUCCGCGAGUUCCACGCCAUUGUCGUGGACGUGUGGCAGACUGGGGACGUACCACAGCAGUGGAAGGAUGCCACCAUCAAAGUGCUGUUCAAGAAGGGGGACACGAUGGAGUGCGGCAACUACCGGGGCAUCUCGCUCGUCGCACACGCCGGCAAGGUGCUGCUUAAGGUCGUCGCUACACGACUGAGCCACUACUGCGAGCGAGAGGGCAUCCUCCCGGAGGAACAGAGCGGUUUCCGCCCACACCGGUCGACGCUCGACAUGCUGUUCGCCAUCCAGCGGCUCCAUGAGCUCGCGAGGAAGAAGAGUACUGCGGUG
Molecule: messenger RNA, 526 nt
Organism: Ectocarpus sp. CCAP 1310/34
Lineage: Eukaryota; Phaeophyceae; Ectocarpales; Ectocarpaceae
Source: the annotation of a GenBank genome assembly